AUGGCUCUUUCCACUACCACUCUGGAACCACCUGGGACCAAAAACCCCUCCAACACUGGCUCAUCUACACCAUUGCAACCCUCAUUCACACCAAUGUCACCCUUUUCAACACCUCUUUACUCACAAGUAGCUACUCAGAACGCACUUCCACUUCUUGAAAAGCAACCUCAUGUUAUCUUCAGCUCUACAAAUAACACGACCCCACGUACCUGGCGUGUAGGAGCUCUUCUCUCAGCUUACCCUCGCGAGGUUAACAUGGGCAUCACUCUUGGCUCACGCUCUUCCCCUGAUACAUGUGAACUUUAUCUACCUACCAGCGCUGACUGCGAGCAAGUGUGCUCUCAACCUUUGGUAGUCAGCAAUUCGUCUUUCCCUGCUCAACCUGCUGUUCCAAUUGGCACAAUUGUUUGCCGUGUUUUUCUAACCAAGCUUCCUUGUGUUCCUUAUCAUGAACUGGCUACACAACUCGCCAAAUUGUGGGAGAUCGCCAUUCAUGAAUCAUAUGGGUUUUUUGACGGUUCUGGCUAUGUUGUCCUCGCCAAUACACCUACCAACAAUGCGCCAUCAGAUUCUCUGACAUACCAAAUUGCAUACGAUGGUACGCAAAAGAUUCUUCGUAAGUGGCCUUCUGUUGUAUCCAAUGUAAUCGUAGAUUUAAAUUAA
Molecule: messenger RNA, 663 nt
Organism: Phycomyces blakesleeanus NRRL 1555(-)
Lineage: Eukaryota; Fungi; Mucoromycota; Mucoromycetes; Mucorales; Phycomycetaceae
Exons: 3
Coding region: 1-663 (220 amino acids)
Source: RefSeq, a predicted model, not a curated record